Trachemys scripta elegans is the source of this 8723-nucleotide messenger RNA. RefSeq lists its product as uncharacterized. The record is from RefSeq and is a predicted model, not a curated record. Gene Ontology annotation, biological process: intracellular signal transduction. NCBI's taxonomy places the organism in Eukaryota, Metazoa, Chordata, Testudines, Emydidae. Gene Ontology annotation, molecular function: protein binding; guanyl-nucleotide exchange factor activity.
UGUACACACAUUUGCAAAAGGUCGCUCAAUAAGAAAAAGGCAAUGAUCCAAGGGAGUUUAAACUGAAGAAAGUUUCUUCCACCAUAGUCUAAGUUUUGGGUUGGCUUAAAGGCAAGGCUACAUACUUUUGGAAGCUCAGAAAAUAUAAUUACUGAUAUGAAACAAAAAGUUCCCUGAGUUUUCUGUGGAAAGAUCAGGACUUUGUCAAGGAGGAAAAAUAUCUUUGAUAAAAUGGAGUUAAAUAGGUGCCCAAGUGCAUCAGUAGAAGAGGAUCAAAGACAAGGGGAUGGGGAGGAUGCUACUGCUGAUGCUGGCAAUUGUGUUGUCAGUGAAGAGCUGGAUCUGGUACAAAUGUAUCUUACCUGUUUACCGGACACCUACAUGAAAGCUAAAUUCACCCUGACAGCAUACCUGGCAUGCUGGUUAGUUCUGAAACUCUGCAAGAGAGCCUGUGAGAAAGGAGACUCUGCUUCUAAAAAGGUGCUCAGAGGAAGUGCCGCAAGAGGGACUGCUGGAGUGACAGAAGAGGAGACUACUUCUAAGAAGCCAAAGCACCAUACCCAAGUGCUGAGUCAAUUUCAGACCCCAGAGCCAACUGAAAACUACAUCACUGAAGGAGAGUUUGAAGAUGACCAGAGUUCUUCUGCCCCAAGCACGGUAGAGUUGGAGAUACGUGGGUCAAGCCAGGAAACAGACGAAGAUUAUUUUGAGACCCAAUCGCAUCAGAGUGAAUCCUUGUCUGACAUAAAGACUGAGCCUUAUGAAAGUGUGUCAGACACAGAGUCUGUUGCCAGUGACAUAAGUGGAGAAACUUGCUUAAGUUCAAACUGCCUUUCUGCUGAAAAAAAAGAACCAUGCCAUACUUUUCCUGAUACCAAUGCAGAAAUACCCCCUCAUAAACUUCAUUGCAUGAGCCAACUGGAGUUGAGUCAAAAGGCACAAUUGGAGUUGUCUUCUGAUUUAAAAGUAGCACCAAGUAAAAGUGAAUUUUGUAUACAGACUACAAAAUCGAGAAGAGAAGAAGAGGCAGGAGAGGAAGAACUAAUAUUAACUAGUGAUCCCUCCAAUACUGGGUCUGGCACUAGUGGAGAGGACACUAUAUCUAAGACAGAGACUAAAUUGGUAGUGGAUGGAUUGCAAGGUGAAGCAAAGUCUGAAAACAAUAAAGUGCAAUCCUGUGCCAGCUCAGAACCAGCUGAAGAUGCUAUUGCAAAGAGUAAAAAAAGUCCAGCAGGAUUAAGCAUUGCUUGUCUGAAAGCAAACUCUGAAAGCUGUUUGACUUUUCUCGAGACUCAGCAAUUUCCUUUGCAGCCAGAUGUAGGAUCAAGCCAUAGUUUGCCUAAUAUUAAUUUUGAAACAAAUAGAACUGACAGUAAAAGAAACUCUGAGACAUUUGAAUUUCACUGUGCACUAGAUUCUAGAUCCCACAUAAAAUGCAGUCAGAGGAACUCAGUUAACAAUGAGGAAACUACAGCUACAAAGACAAGAAACAGAACUCCAGGGGCCACCCUUAAAACGGAUUCACUCUUAUACCAGCCCUGCCUAAAAUCCAAAUUUCAGCUUCCACACAUGAGGCCAGAGAUCAAAGAAAGUAAAACAUGGCACAGUGCACCUGAAAAUAUAAAUGCCGGGGGCGAGAGAGACUACUUAGGUAACUGCAUUCAGCUUACAGAUAAAUUAAGAUUGUCAUGUUCCAGGAUACAUCUUGAAGGAUUGGGUUUUGAGUACACCUGGAAAAACAUAGAAAGGGUUGGUGGGAGCUCUGAAAAAGCAAUAAAAGUGGAGGGGAAAUUUGGCAUAAAAGGAUCACUCCUUAAUACCUGCCUAGACUCAAAUAACAGUCAGCUAUCUCAUCCAGCGGGCUCCCAGCAAAGUGCUGAAGCUAAUUUGCAUACUGAAUCAGAGAAAUGUGGCCUUAACACAGAAGCAGACAUGUGUGCUGAUGGCUUAUCUUCAGCACAGCUCCAACUGAGAGAUACCUCUGAGUGGGAUUCAAAAGAAAGGGAGACUCCCUCUCCCUUGGCUUCAGAGCCAAUGAGCGUAAAUGCUGAAGGAGAGGUAAGAAAAGCUAAAUGCAAAUCUGAGAGGGGUUUCAAAGCACACGGGUUCUCUCACAGCAUUAACUCUGAAUCUGGCAUCAGUGAGGACCAAGCAACUUGUCUUGUAGGUGUUUCUGCCAUUGCAGAAAACAAAGGUGAUAACUAUUUAGCAAACUAUGGCCCAGCUGGUAAAACACAGCUGAACAACUUGGAGGAGAGCAGCCCUGAAUCACCAAGUACUGAGGCUUGUGUGGGAGAAAGAGAUUCAGAGGAUUCUUCUGAACUGAAUUUGGGUUGGAAAUCCCUGGAGGCCACACUGAACUCUGGUGGCCAAGACAUUGCAGGAGAGCAGGACGUUUCGAUGCUGCAAAACCUGAAUUGCAAAAACAAUGCCUUACUGGGUCACUCUGAGCUUGUAACAACAAAUGGACAUCUCGCUGAUGCAGGAAAAAAGGAUGAGAAUGAUGGUGUUGAUGCCUGUUCUGUUGAAAUAGCUACCAAACCACAUUACAUGCACCAGGGGAAAAAGUUGAUGAAGCUCUCAGAGUUAAAACCUGCUUUGAUUAUAAUAUCUGUGGAGGAGAAGGGCUUGCAGUCCAAGAUGCUGAACGAUGACCGUCCUGCUGGAAUAAUAACUGGAACGUUAGGAGAACUAGCCAAUGAGGAUUUGGGGUCUCAUCCCGUUGCCAGAAAAGAACCCGAUGAAUCACAGAGAGAUCUGAAUGCAUAUUCCAGCCUUGAAGAGCAAACUCUGCCCAUACAGCCCAUCUCUGGCAAUGAAGAGGUGACCGCUGCUGGGAGCACAGGGCAAGAAGAAUCAGAAAUUGUGCAGCAGCAAGUAGAGAGAACAGAUCCAGAUUUGUCUUUAAAACUCCGCUGCAGUGGCUUCCCGGUAACCACUAUAAAAAAUGAAUCCAGUGGGUCUAAUUUACACUUGGAAGAUGUUACCGUUCCCUCGAAAGAAAAGGCAGAUGCAUGCAUUGGAGCACAUUUGAAAUCACCUGGCAUAAUUAUUGGGGGAAUCUGUCAGGUAGAGUCCUGCAGAACUAAUGCUGGAGUGCAGUCAGAAACAGAGCUGCUAAAAAAAUCACUCUUUGAAACAAGAGACAGCAAAGUGACUGAGGAAAAUGAGUUCAAUAUAAGUCAAGGCCUAGAGCAAGAUAUAUGUGGAACUAGCGCAACAGCACUGGAAAAGAACAGGAUUAGUGGCCUGUGUCAGGGAGAUGGUGCUUAUGGUGACACCUUCGGGAGCAUCAUCUCUUGCGUACAGAGGCUAGAAAAGAAAGAAACUGAAAGCUGUAAUAUUUCAAAGGAACAAAUAGGCAUUAGUGAAGAUUCUCCCAGCAGAGAACUAAAGCUGGGCUCUACUGUGGAGGAGCUGGCGAGCCUUAGCAAAGACAAUGAACGGAAUCCAAAUGAGACCGAUGCUUUUAACUGUAUAGUGAAAACGGAGAGCCAAGAGGCCUCUGCCCUGGGUCUAGAUAAUGUAAGCACUAGCAGUGCUAACAGUGAGGAGAUGGAUGAGAAUUCGUUCCAUUUCUUGGGGAGUAACAGCAGUCUCUAUAAAGCUGUGCAGAAGCAGACCAAGACUGGGAAACCUUCCAAGUUUUUAGUGUUCUCAAAAAUAGCAUCUUUCAAGAAAACCAAGACAGCGGCUGCUGAAAACCAAGGUAGCAGCAGCUUCUUUGGCAGCAAAACAAAGACAGAAGAAUUUGAUGCUGGGAAAGAGGAUGAAGACACAGAAAGCUUGCAGUCUUUUAAAAGCAGUUCACCCAGUUCUGCCUUCCAAAGAAAGGAAAGCUAUACCUCUGAAUAUUCUGAUGAUGACGACUUAUUUUAUGAAAGACCUGCUGGAUUGUUCAGCAGAAUCAGCCUGAGGAAGGCUUCUGGCUCUGGUCGGAUACUGAUGGACAACAUAGACACAAAUUCUACUUCCCCCUCGUUGAAUGUCAAACACUCUGAAGCACGAGUCUUAGAAUCAGUUGAAAAUAAUGACAGUGAAGUGCCACAGUAUUCUUUGGUGAGGAAAUCCCUGAGUGAGAAUGAGUAUAAAAGAAACAAAAAUCCAGAGGGUAAAAAAUUCAGGACAAGACUGGCCUUGGCACAUAAAUCCUUCUCAAGUUUCUUUGAAUCCAAAUCCCUGGAAAAGGAAAAUCCUGAACAGAGUCCCAAAGGAUCACUGAAACAUGAAAAGGAGAAAGCCAAGCUUCGCCAAAGCUCCUGGAAAGCAUUUCUGAAAAGCAGGGAGGCUGAUGGACUGAAAAAUCCAACCUUAGCAAGUUUAUCACCAUCACAGGAGAGUCUUAAAACAACCCGGGGCCACCAGCAAGGUCCUGGUAAUGUUACAAGAAGAACAUCCACAGAGAAGCAGGAGAGCUCUAAUGGACAAGCAUUUUUGAGCUCAUAUGAGUUUAAUGCCACCUCCACGGAUGCCAACUAUUCUGACACCUCUGUGGAAUCCAUUGAGGUCUCUACACCUAUAGAUAUGAGAAGAAAAAGAGUACUAUCCUAUGAUCUGACUAUCAAAUGUCCAGAAUAUCCAGACUAUGCUGAGCAGCGGGAAACAAUGGUCAACAGUUCAGAUACUUCUGAGGAAUACUGGCUGAGAUCUCCCUUUAGCCCCAGUGACCUGCAAUCACCGUUUACUCAGCUAAGCCCCUCUUGCCCCCAGCUAUCGACAUAUGAAGGUAAAGACAUGCCCUGUCGUCCCAUGAGCCCUAAACCACAAAGUCCAAGACCUGGCUCUCAACGUAAGAGUUUCCGUUAUCCCGGGAGAAUAAGUGCCACUUCCAUGAUUUCUCUUGGGAACAGCUCUGCUAUCGACAGCAAUUUAGAGGCACCCGAGAGGCCAAAGACACUGAAGCCCAGGGGUACUCUCUUGCUUUCUGUGCACUCACUGGACAAUGAAUACCUGAGAGAAGACAGUGGGAUAAGCAGCCAGUCACAGAUCAGCUUAAACACUGCUUCUUCAGUUAGCGAUAUACUCAGAGAUGAGGAUCCCCAACAGCAAAGUCAAACGCCACCUGAAAAGAGGCCCAGUGAGAAAUGGGUUCUGCAUCGCAAAAAGAAGUCCCCUCAGAUCAUGCUGUCCCCACGGCCAUUCUCCAGCAUUGAGAGCAAAGUCUGGAUGCUCCCCUUCCUCAUCCCAGAUGGAAAAGCCAAGAAGACGUCGCAGAGGAAGAGACUCAAACCCCUGUACAAGCGCUUCAGCUGUGACGACAUGUGGCUGGAGAGGUACCGGAAAAGGAAUCUAGAGAAGGAGACGCAGUUGGAGAGAGAGAUUCAAUUGAGGAACCUCCCAGAGGACCAGUUAAAAGCUAGAAUGAGUCUGUCCAUAACUUCUCCAGUUGCCUUUGAGAUUCUUCCCCUGAAGUUGCAUCCAUUUUCCCAGAGCACCCCAACAGGCUUAGACUGCGUGGGCUGGAGACGGCGUAUCUCAUUUCCUGUGAUCACUGAUGGGGCGCUGGAUAAGACAGCUCUUGCAGAUGAUGUGGGAAGCGAGGAGGAUCUGUAUGAGGACUUUCGGAGUUCCAAUCACCGCUAUGGCCAUCCUGGAGGAGGAGGAGAACAACUUGCCAUCAAUGAGCUCAUCAGCGAUGGCAGCGUGGUAUACGCAGAAGCCCUCUGGGAUCAUGUCACCAUGGAUGACCAAGAGCUGGGAUUCAAGGCUGGCGAUGUCAUCGAAGUGAUGGAUGCUACCAACAAGGAGUGGUGGUGGGGGAGGAUCCUGGACAGCGAAGGCUGGUUUCCAGCCAGCUUUGUACGGCUCCGAGUGAACCAAGAUGAACCCAUGGAAGACUAUCCUAUGAAGGCAGAGGACGGCAAAGAGGAGGAUGCCAGCACCACCGCCCGGCGUUAUGGAGUGGGGCAGACCAGCAAGGACCAAAUGAGGACCAAUGUUAUCAACGAGAUCAUAAGCACAGAGAGAGACUACAUCAAACACCUGAAGGACAUCUGUGAGGGUUACAUUAAGCAGUGCCGCAAGAGGGCUGACAUGUUUACAGAAGAACAGCUGAAGACAAUCUUUGGGAACAUCGAAGACAUUUACAAAUGCCAGAAAAAAUUUGUAAAAGCGCUGGAGAAGAAAUUCAACAAAGACCAUCCACACUUGAGUGAGGUCGGCUCCUGCUUCCUAGAAUAUCAAACAGAGUUCCAGAUUUACUCCGAGUACUGCAACAACCACCCCAACGCCUGCGUGGAGCUGUCCCGACUCACCAAAGUCAACAAGUAUGUCUACUUCUUUGAAGCGUGCCGCCUGCUUCAGAAGAUGAUCGACAUCUCUCUGGAUGGGUUUCUGCUGACUCCAGUGCAGAAAAUCUGCAAGUAUCCACUGCAGCUGGCUGAACUACUCAAAUAUACUAACCCCCAGCACAGGGAUUUUAAAGAUGUUGAAGCUGCCUUAAAUGCCAUGAAGAACGUUGCUCGACUGAUCAAUGAGAGAAAAAGGAGGCUGGAGAACAUAGACAAAAUUGCCCAGUGGCAGAGUUCCAUAGAGGACUGGGAGGGUGAAGACGUCCUAGUCAGAAGCUCAGAACUCAUCUAUUCUGGGGAAUUAACCAAAAUCUCCCAGCCUCAAGCGAAGAGCCAACAGAGAAUGUUCUUCCUCUUUGAUCACCAGCUGGUCUGCUGUAAGAAGGAUCUCCUGCGCCGGGACAUCCUCUAUUAUAAGAGUCGGAUCAACAUGGAUGACAUGGAAAUAGUGGACGUGGAGGAUGGGAAGGAUAAGGACUUCAAUAUCAGUGUUAAAAAUGCAUUCAAGCUGCUCUGCAGGGACCCUGAGGAAGUCCACUUAUUCUGUGCAAAAAAGCCUGAACAGAAACAGCGCUGGCUCAAGGCAUUCGAGAAUGAAAGGAAACAGGUUCAGCUUGACCAGGAAACUGGUUUUUCAAUCACAGAGGUGCAGAAGAAGCAGGCGAUGCUGAAUGCCAACAAACAGCACCACACCGGAAAGCCUAAGGCUGUCACCAGGCCCUACUAUGACUUUCUGAUGCGUCAGAAGCACCCUUCUCUGCCUACCAACCUCCCCCAGCAGCAAGUCUUCAUGCUGGCAGAGCCCGCGCAAGCCCUCGAACUUCUGGCAGAACAUCAGCAGGCUGACACCCUUUCGGAAGUGAGGGGCAGCUCCCUAUUGUGCCUGAAUCCCUACUGAGAAAGCACUUUAGCCAUCUGUUCCAGCUGACGGACCCCCGGCUCCUCCAUCCCUCUGUUUGCAAAGGAUGGCGCAUGCUCCUUCCUUCCCUAUUUAUUCUGCAGACUGACUGUACUUGAAUGGGUCCGAAGUGGAACACUGUGUUGCGUGUUUUUGUGCCAGUCAAAGUGAGCCAGCCCUGCACAACACUCGGGAGCCAUACAAACCCCCAGGAAGAGAUCACGACAGGAUGGAGCCUGAACUGUUUUUCAUCUUACCCUUGUUGUCAGCUGCAUCUUGAACCAAUCCUCCCAGCUGUGAACAUUAUUGCUGUCUGACAACUGCCAGAGAGACUCUAGCCUUCAGCCAACUUGGCUGCCCAUGCAGAGAUGGCAGUUUGUCCAUUCCAACACCAGCCUGCUUGGUGUCUACUGAGCAUGCUCAGAACCAUGGUUCAUUGUUGCUGAUGUGAUGCACUUUUGGGGGGACUAACCCUUCCUUUUACUGCCCCAAUUCCCGAGUUCAUCUUCAAAGAAAUGAUCUUACUACACGUUUAACAGACUGAUUAGCCUUUAUUGGCACUCAGAGAAGGCAACAAUGAUAUUGCUGUGCCCUUUUUCUUUUCCUUAGGUCAACACACCGCCGAACCAUAGUCCGUUAAAUGGUGCCAAUCAAACCCACAGCAUGAGUGAAGUACAUGCAUCUUGCAACCUAGUUGAUUUUCUUUGAGUUAUGUAAAAAAAAAAAAAUGAGUUAGGAAAAAAAUGUGCCUAAAAUAAAUACUGUUGUCAGCUCCUUAGACUCUUCCCACUGUCACUCUGCCAUAUUUCCUGGCCAAUGAAAAUGUUAAACGUUUGUAAUGUGUUUAUUUAUGGCAAAUACAGAACUGUGUAUUUUGUAAGUUUGUAAUCAGUCCUGUCAGAUGUUGUUAACUUGAUGCCUGUUCGUCUGUCUUUCUUUUUUUUGUUAACAAAAAACAAAGGCCAACAUCUGCAAACUUAAUUCCCUUAAGUUAAGGUCCUAACUCCACAGUUGAGCUCCUUCGUUCAAAAUGGAUGGAUUUUUCCAAACCAGAGAACACGUACAUUUCCCCCCCACACAUAUUGAGGUGUAUUCCAGGUCACCUGCACCUUUGAAAAAAGAAAUCAGGCCAUUUAUAAGGUGCCUAAAUGUGGAAUUAAGAGCUUAGCAGUAGGCAUGCAGGUUUGUAAAUUGUGGCCAAAAAGAAUUCAUUUAAUCCUCGGUUAGUAAAAGGAAAGAUUUGCCUUACAAUAGUGAAAGAGUUAGAAGCCAUAAGGACUGAAUUCCAUAGCUUAGAAGAAGUUGCAGCUGGUUGGAAGGAAAACACCCAUUCGUUCCAGCGUGUUGCUAUUGUGAGUAAGCACUAACUGUCUGCAAAGCUCAGAGUUCCAAUGUUUGCUGAUACUGUAGCUGACUGAAGUCUGGUUAUCCAGGGAUAUCUGAAUUCAGUAGCAUGUACAAAAGUCAUUCUUGCACUAUAUCUUUCCCCUCGCCAGGGGCUACAUUUAAUUUCAUAAAGAAACUUGUAAAAAUGA